UACAAAACCGAGGCCAGUAUAGUCAACAUUUAAAUUAAUAAUGUUACAAAAAUACCAACACUGUUUUGAUUUUUAUCAAGAUAUCAUCAUAUGAUUAAUUUUGUCAGGAACAACCAUGAAUUUAUAAAUUUAACAAUGUUUAAGAUAAAUGGAAACCAUUUGACUUUAAUUGGUGUAACUGGAGCUGGAUUAGCAUUAGUAGCCUAUGUAUUAUUUGGUCCAUCAAAUAAACCAAAAUCUACAAGAAAAAGUGGUUUUUGUGGAUUACAAAAUUUGGGAACUACUUGCUAUUUAAAUACUUUAUUACAAUCGCUUGCUUCUUGUCCUUUGUUUGUCGAGUGGCUUGAUCAACAAUCUAAGUCUUCAACUGUGUCUUACACAUUGAAUAAAACACUCAAAUUUUUAACAGGAGCUAGAUACAAUGAUGAUGGUAUACUUUCUCCAAUAGAAUUAGUAACUGAAUUGACUAAAGUUGGAUUUCAUUUCAAACCAAACCUUCAAGCUGAUGUUCAUGAAUUAUUUAUUCAUUUAUUUUCUGUCAUUGAAGAUGAAGCAUACAAAUCAAGUUGUAGUUUGGCUGAUUGUUUAGAAACUAAUGAAAAUUUAUUAGAAAAAGGAGAUAUGCAGAAUUCAAUGAAGAUUAUAAAUAAUUUCAACUUAAAUGUAUAUAAUCCAUCAAAAGCUGAAAGAAAUUUAUCAGAAAAUACAGCUGCAAUAUCUAAUAAUAUUUUAAAUAUUUCUGGAAACAAAAUUUUUCAAGGCAAUAGAAAAUCAUUGGAUAAAAAUCAAAAUGUUAAACCAGCACCUUUUUUGGGUUAUCUGUCAAAUAAUAUAGAAUGUGCUUUAUGUCAUCAUAAAUUGUCCUUAAAUUAUGAAAAAUUUUAUGUCAUAUCAUUGAGUUUACCUGAAUAUCCUCAACUGAAAAUUGAAUUAACUGAUAUUUUAGAUCAGUAUAUAAGACAAGAGAAACUAGAAAAUCUACCAUGUACAAACUGUGAUAAAACUGAUGGRAAAUCAUAUAUAAAAAGUGUCAAAUUUGGAAAACUACCUUCAUGUUUAUGUCUACACUUAGUAAGAACUCAAUAUUUCAAAGAUAGGCCAUUAAAAAGAAAAGAUUUUGUGGAAUUUCCUGAAUAUUUACACAUGGAUAAAUAUACCAGUGUUUAUGACCAAUUAAUCAAGCUUAAGCAAUCUAGAGAAAAGAGUUCUUCUGAACCAUUAGAAAGGUUAAGAGGAAAUAAGUAUACAUAUAGAUUAAAAGCUGUCAUUGUUCAUGUUGGUGAGCAUAAUACUGGUCAUUUCAGUACCUAUAGGAGAGGAAUUAAAACAGAUCAUUCUAGACACAGGUGCAGUGAAUCAAGGUAUUUCAAUAUUUUGCAUGCCUCCCAUUUUUAAACCCCUCAGUUAAAAUCUGUGAAAUAUGAAAUAUAAUUUUUUUUAUUUUACU
Diuraphis noxia (Russian wheat aphid) is the source of this 1447-nucleotide messenger RNA. It is a transcript of the gene Usp30, whose product is annotated as ubiquitin specific protease 30. The record is from RefSeq and is a predicted model, not a curated record. Gene Ontology annotation, cellular component: cytosol; nucleus. Gene Ontology annotation, biological process: protein deubiquitination. NCBI's taxonomy places the organism in Eukaryota, Metazoa, Arthropoda, Insecta, Hemiptera, Aphididae. Gene Ontology annotation, molecular function: cysteine-type deubiquitinase activity.